AUGAUGGUAUUUCCUUCUCCUGAAAAGUCGAUAAAAGAAAUGCCAGCCGGAAAAUCAGUGUCAGACAGUAGUAAAAUGAUUAAAAAUUUAUUAUCGAGUGAACAGUCAGCGAAACAAAGGAAAACAACAACAACUAGUAAUGAAAUGAUUAAAACAAAUUCAGCUGAUUUUUUCCUCAAUCGUCAACAAACAACACAAAUCAUAAAACCAUCACUACCAUCAUUCAUCUACCAGUCACCAGUCAAUAUAAACUCAGCAUUACCGAUGAUUAACGAAACAACGGAAUAUGUUGAGUCUUUAACUACAUCCCCGCGAUAUUCAUUACAAAGACCAAUUCCAUCGCCAUUUUCCCAGUUUUUUCAAAUGGAAACAAUAGCCUCACCUUUAUCCUCAUCCGUUUAUCCAAACGUGAAAGCGAACGAAAUACCAUCAUCUAGAAAUCAACAACAUACCGGUCUCAUUCCAGACAAGCUACCAAUUGCUUCAAAUACAACAAUAAAUAGUGAACGAUCCGUUGCACAAGUUCAUCAUCGACCACUAACAUUGUCGUCAACGUCUAUUCUACCAAGUGUAACAAGCAACGAUAUACAAGCCAUGUUGGUGUCACAUUCCAUAGCACCUCAAGGACAUCAUUCAACCUCUUCUCAUGUCAGUGCACCAUUUGUCUUUGAUAAUACUGCUUUUGGAAAUUGGAUGAUCAAUAAUAAAACAACAACAGCAAAUCCUCAUCAUGAUUCAUUCGAUUUUCAAUUAUCAUCACAAGCAAGUCAAGGAUCAAUUGAGUUUUCGGGACUUAUUAGAAGCGUUGAAUCUCCGUUUUCCACGGAUUCAGAUGAUGGACGCAGCGAUAAAACAUAG
This is a messenger RNA of Didymodactylos carnosus, 858 nucleotides long. The record is from the annotation of a GenBank genome assembly. Lineage: Eukaryota; Metazoa; Rotifera; Eurotatoria; Philodinida; Philodinidae.